UCUUCCUGCUCCUUUAGGCCAAAACCAUGGAGGAAGGCGAUUCACCAAAGCACACCAAGCUUUACCGAUCCUCCUCUACUACCCGGGAGGUCCCUGCGUCAUUGUUGGAAGGUGCGACGGCGACUUCAUCAUCCGGCGGUAGUGCUGUUUUCAUCCCGGAGUUGGACAUUGGCUCCACCGGUCCCGAGGACCUCACUUCUUCAUCGGGUGGCAAUGAUCCAGGUUUGGAUUCUUCCAUUGCGGUCGCUAGAGAAAUGGAAUAUGCCAUCUACGAGAUCAGUAACCCAAGUUCGUCGGCCAACGGCGAUGAGACGGGAUCGAAAUCCAUUGAACCUUUUGCUGACUUCACGCCUCCCACUUCUUCUUUGGUCGAUGACGAGCUGCUUUAUAUGAAUUCGGAUUCCGUUGUUUCUGAUGACGGAAAUUGUUCUCUCAACGAGCCAGACUUAGGGUUGGAAGACGCAGUUUUAACGCCAGAGCCGGAGUCAUCCGCCGGAGUCACUGUAAUGUCCUCGAGCCUAUCGCCGUCUCAGUCAUCGUCCUGUCUCCAGCCGUCGGACUUCCAUGUCUCUUAUGAUGGCCGGAACCAUUCUUCGGGAGUCAGUGAUCAUUCCGCUUAUUCUCCUCCCUCCGAGUUGACUCUGGAUGAGUCGGGUAUGGAAUCCUUUAUUUCUGUGGCUCCACCUACUGCAACGCCGGCUUCCCACCGCAGCCGUCGUCCAUUCGAUCAGAUUUUUUCCAUAGUCAGCAAGGGAUCGCGCAGUUCUACUAUUGGAUCUCUGAGAAGAACUUUGACACAGCCCCUGAUGCCCGACGUACCCACGAAGCUCGCGCGUCUGCUUGACUUAGCAAUCAGCGGUGAUAGUGCAUCCCUGGAGGAUCUUAAGGGCGUUGUUUCAAAGGAAGGGGGCAACUCGAGAUCAGUGGUGGACGCGCUUCUUGCGACGAUGGGCGGAGUUGACGGUUUCGAUGAGAGCAGAGGAAGAAAUUCUGGUGAUCCUCCUAGCAUAAUGCUCAAUUCCCAUGCAGCCAUCAUCGCUGCCAAACUCAUUCCCUGGCUUCCUUAUGAAGGGGAUUCGAGGACCUCUGAAUCUCCGAGAUCUAGAAUGGUUAGGGGGUUGCUUGCCAUCUUGGAAGCAUGCACUCGAAACCGUGCAAUGUGCUCCAGCUGUGGCUUGCUCUCAGCUCUCCUAGAGUCUGUAGAGCGGGUUUUUGAGUUCGAUAAUUUUUUUUGGGGCGGUGCUUCAUUGUGCCAAUGCAUUCAGUUAAUUGCAGGGCAUUCUGCGACUGUUGCUGAUCUGAAUCAAUGGCUUGGUUUAGUUAAGAAAACUCUUAACACUGAGUGGGCAGCUCGGUUGAUGCUUACAUUAGAGAAUGCCAUGCUUAGUGAAGAAAUGAGAGGUCCGGCAUUUUCCUUUGAAUUUGAUGGUGAGAGCUCUGGUUUGCUUGGCCCUGGGGAGAGCCGGUGGCCUUUUUCGAAUGGAUUUGCAUUUGCUACUUGGAUUUAUAUUGAGUCUUUUGCUGAUACCCUGAACACUGCAGCAGCUGCAGCUGCCAUUGCUGCUGCCGCUGCUGCAAAGUGUGGCAAGUCUUCUGCCAUGUCUGCAGCAGCUGCUGCAACUGCAAUUGCUGGGGAAGGGACAACCCAUAUGCCUAGACUAUUUAGUUUCAUAUCAUCAGACAACCUUGGUUUUGAGGCUUACUUCCACGGCCAAUUCUUGGUGGUGGAGAGUGGUGGCGGAAAGGGAAAUAAGGUUUCUUUACAUUUUACUCAUGCUUUUAGGCCCAAAUGCUGGUAUUUUAUUGGCUUGGAGCACACUAGCAAACAGGGCUUGAUGGGUAAAGCAGAAAGUGAGCUGAAAUUGUAUGUGGAUGGACACUUGUAUGAGAGCCGUCCAUUUGAACUCACAAGAAUAUCAAAACCUCUUGCUUUUUCAUGCAUUGGGACAAAUCCACCUCCCACAAUGGCUGGUUUGCAGCAAAGGAGGCGGCAAUGCCCCUUAUUUGCGGAGGUUGGCCCAGUUUACAUAUUCAAAGAACCAAUUGGUCCGGAGAUAAUGAUUCGAUUGGCAUCUAGGGGAGGAAAUGCACUUCCUUGUUUUGGGAAUGGCGUAGGAUCACAUUGGAUUGGAAUGAAUGAGUAUACAAGGAAUCUGGCUGAAGAGAGUUUGACACUUGAUGCUGAAAUGGAAGGAAGCUUGCACCUUCUUUACCAUCCUAGUUUACUCAGUGGCCGGUUCUGCCCAGAUGCUUCACCUAUUGGCGCAGCUGGUAUUCAUCGAAGACCAGCUGAAGUCCUCGGUCAAGUUCAUGUUGCAACUCGAGUUCGCUCAUCUGAAUCUUUAUGGGCUCUUGCUUAUGGUGGUCCAAUGGCUUUACUUCCACUAACUGUAAGCAAUGUGAAGAUGGACAGCCUUGAGCCCAUCUUUGGUGACUUUUCUCUCUCGCUUGGGUGUGCUUCAAUUUCAGCCUCGAUACUAAGAAUCCUCUGCAUUGCAACCCAACAUACCGGAAACAAGGAGGAAAUAUGCCGUUGUUGGGCUCCAGAGAUCUUGUCGAGAACUCUCUAUCAUUUACUGCAUUCUAUUUCUGUUAUGGAACUAAGGAAGCAAAACGUGCUUUAUGAUGAAGAACUCCUUGUUGCUGUUAUAUCUCUGUGUCAGGCUGACAAAAAUAAUCAUUCGCAAAAGGUGCAACUUUUUAGUACCCUCCUUUUGGAUUUGAAAGCAUGGAGCUUGUGCAAAUAUGGUUUACAGAAAAAGCUCUUAUCAUCCCUUGCAGACUUGGUGUUUACAGAGUCUUUAGCAAUGCGUGAUGCCAAUGCCCUGCAACUUCUUCUUGAUGGAUGCCGAAGAUGCUACUGGGUAGUCCCUGAAAUGGACUUGUUUGAUUCAUUUCCUAAUCUGGAAACUAGGCCUGCCAGCGAAAUUAAUCUACUGGUAGAUGAGCUUAUGGUAGUCAUUGAGCUCUUGAUUGGGGCUGCACCUUCCUCGCUGGCUUCUGCUGAUAUGAGAUGUUUAAUUAGCUUUCUAAUUGAAUGUCCACAAUCAAAUCAGGUGGUAAGAGUGUUGCAUCUUAUAUAUCGAUUGGUCGUGCAGCCAAACUCAGCUAGGGCUGAUGUGUAUGCACGAUCAUUCAUUUCUUGUGGAGGGAUAGAGGCCCUUAUUUUUCUUCUACAGAGAGAAACAAAGAUUGAGGAUGAUGGUAAACUUCCAGAAAAAUCAAGCUUUCUCUACGCUGGAAAUUUAGUGGAAAAGGCCUUCUCUGUAGAAUCUGCUAUCACAAAAGAUGGGAGUGAAGAGAGCCUAGAAAAAACAGUGAUUGAUUAUAAUAAACUUCAUUCAUUCCAGCAGAAGGGAAAUGACUUGCAUGAAGAGAGCAUGCAUUGUGGUUUGAGUAAUAAUGGAAAUAAUAUUAAAUGUCCGCUUGAAACAAAUGCCAAAGGGUCAUGGACAUCUGAGAGUGAGAUAUCCAACGCUAUUGGGAGCAAUAGUUUGCCACUAAAUUCUUACAGUUUUGUUAAUUCACAUAAUAUUGACGGUGAAGAUGGUAUUUUUGUUGGAAUAAUCAAACUUUUCGGUGCCAUUAUUUCAUCUAGUUAUUUGGAAGUCUUACAGUGUUAUAGCCUUGCAAGUUUGCCAGACAAAACACAAAGUGGUGGAUUAGGCAGUGCCAUAUCUGGUGACAAGAUCUCUCUUUUAUUAUUUGCAUUUCAUAAGGCUUUGCAAGCAGCUCCGUUCAGGCUUUUGACGAUCAAUACCUACAAGACUUUGCUAUCUGCUGUGAUUAAUAUCCCGUCAUCUGAUGUCGGCCUGAAAUUGUUUGACUCUGGUCACCGCUUUGAGCAUGUGCAACUUUUGUUGGUGCUUCUCCGUUCCCUUCCAUAUGCAUCAAGGGCAUUUCAAGUUCGAGCUCUCCAGGAUCUUCUCUUUCUGGCUUGCAGUAAUCCAGAAAACAGAAAUUGUUUGACUUCCAUGGAAGAAUGGCCUGAGUGGAUUUUAGAAGUUCUAAUAUCUAACUAUGAAGUAAUGGAUGGAUCACUAAAAAAUUCAAAUGAUGCAUCUAUCGGUGAGAUUGAAGAUCUCAUUCACAACUUCCUAAUCAUCAUGCUAGAGCACUCGAUGCGGAGAAAAAAUGGAUGGAUGGAUAUAGAAGCUGUGAUUCACUGUGCGGAAUGGCUAGCGAUGGUUGGUGGAUCGAGUGCUGGGGAUCAAAGAAUCAGGCGUGAAGAAUCACUGCCUAUUUUCAAGAGGCGACUGCUAGGUGGUUUGUUAGAUUUUGCUGUUAGGGAGCUUCAGGUUCAGACUCAAGUUAUUGCAGCAGCAGCUGCUGGUGUUGCUGCAGAGGGAUUGUCUCCAGAAAAGGCCAAAGAAGAAGCAGAAAAGGUUGCUCAUCCUUCUGUUUUUUUGGCUGAGAAUGCAAUUGUGAUUUUGAUGAUCGUGGAAGAUCAUUUACGUACACAAGCGCAGGAUUUCUGUUCUUCAAAAUUUGUUGCUCAGCGCUCAAGGUCUGCAGGAGCGACUUCUGGAGCAUUUCUUGAAACUGCUGGAUCCAGAAUGUCAGUAUCACGCAAUAACAGUGCAGGGCUUUCCCUGGAUCUUCUUGCUUCCAUGGCUGAUGAAAAUGGGCAAAUUUCUGCUUCUGUUAUGGAGCGCCUCACUGCAGCGGCAGCAGCAGAGCCUUAUGAUUCUGUCCGCUGUGCUUUUGUAUCGUAUGGAAGUUGUUAUUUGGAUCUUGAAGAGGGUUGGAAAUAUAGGAGUAGACUGUGGUAUGGUGUUGGCCUUCCCCCCAAAACAGCGACUUUUGGUGGUGGGGGAAGUGGCUGGUCGUCAUGGAAAUUUGCUUUUGAAAUGGACUCGAAUGGAAAAUGGAUUGAUCUUCCCCUAGUUCAGAAAUCGGUUGCCAUGCUUCAGGCACUUUUACUAGAUGAAUCUGGGCUCGGUGGUUGUAUUGGUAUGGGCGGCGGAUUAGGGAUGGGAAUGGGAGGAAUGGCUAUGCUUUACCAGUUGUUGGAUAGCGAUCAGCCGUUUCUUUGCAUGUUGCGUAUUGUCCUUGCUUCAUUGAGAGAGAAUGACUGCGGAAAAGAUGACAUAAAUGUGGAGGAAAUAUGCCUGAAAGAUGACUUACCUGGAUUUACAUAUAGUGGAACCCAUGGUGCAAUGGAAAAGAGAAACAAGAAUUAUUUCUCCUCAAGGAAUCCUUGCUCAACAUUGCUAUGGAGUGUUCUUUCACCAAUUCUUAACAUGCCGAUUGCUGAAUCCAAGCGACAAAGAGUGCUGGUUGCAUCGUGUAUUCUUUAUUCUGAGGUAUGGCAUGCUGUUAGCAAGGACAGAGUAAUUCUACGCAAAGAAUAUUUAGAGGCAAUUAUUCCAGCAUACAUAGCAAUCCUAAGACGAUGGCGACCUCUCUUGGCUGGAAUUCAUGAAUUUACUUCUCCAGAUGGUCUAAAUCCUCUUUUUGUUGACGACCAUGCGUUGGCAUCGGAUACAAUGCCUAUAGAUGCCGCUCUCUACAUGACAUCCACUCGGUGGGCUGCUGCUUUUGCGUCCCCUCCUGCUGCAAUGGCACUAGCAAUGGUCGCUGCAGGUGUUGGUGGUGACACUAGAAGACCUGUCAAAUUUUCAGCACCUAAGCAUGACCCAUCUUUUUUUGAGAGAAAACCUGUCAGUCUAACUGCACUUUUAAGUGUUCCAAAAGCUCCUGAUUUGCAGAAUAAAUCUUUUCCUGCACCAAAAGAUACAACUUCUGCGAGGGCUGCUGCUAUGGCUGCUACACGAGACCAUGAACGCUUGGCGAGGAUUGGUUCUGCUAAAGGUCUUAGUGCUGUAGCAAUGGCAACGUCAGCGCAAAGGAGGAAUGAAUCUGAUCUUGAGCGUGCUAAGAGGUGGAAUACUACAGAGGCCAUGGAAAGUGCAUGGACUCAUUGCAUCCAGUCAGUUGACUUGAAGCCAAUAUUGCGAAAAGAGUAUUCUACAUUACAGAAUAAUUACACCAGUUUAUUGGUUGAGAGCUUAGCUCUAAUACGAAACAUGCAGCAUAUGGAGAUUAGUAGACGUUCCCAAGUUCAUGCUUUAGAACAACUACGCACAUUCAUUGGGGGUAGAGCAUGGAGGAAAUUUAUUCACUCCCUUAUUGAAAUGGACAGACUCUUUGGUCCGUUUACUGAUAACUUGUCUACUCAGCGAGUCUUCUGGAAACUAGACUUUAUGGAAGGUUCUUCAAGGAUGCGGAGGUGCUUCAAAAGAGACUACCAUGGGUCUGAACAUUUGGGGGCAGCUGCUAAUUAUGAAGAUCAUGUCUCACAGCCAAAAUCCGAUGGAACUUCUAUUGGAUGCAGCGAAAAUAGCAGAGAACCUUCAUUUACUGCUGAUAUUACCUCCACUGUUUCCAUUCUUGUGGCAGAGGCAAUUUCUAUUGAUGACGGAAAUGAAAGUGAGGAGCAAAUAGAAAAUGGUAUCCUUGACAAUAUGACUAAGACUGCAGAAAGUUUUACAGAUGAAAGCAAUGCCAAAACCUCUGCAGCUUCACUUGAUGUAGUACAGUCGAUGUCAGUAAUGGCCUCUAGACAUAUGCUAAAUGAUUAUGAUGAAAAACUUAUUCUUGAACUAUCUUCGUUGAUGGUGCGGCCGUUGAAGGUUGUGAGAGGAACUUUUCAAAUUACUACCAAAAGAAUUAAUUUUUUAGUUCAUAAGCACCGCAAUGGAAGUUCUAUGCUAGACCUAGCGGGCCCAAAUUGUCAUAAUGAGAAAGAUCGGAGCUGGUUAAUCUCUUCACUUCAUCAGAUGCACAGUAGAAGGUAUCUGCUUAGGAAAAGUGCUUUAGAAUUGUUUAUUGUUGAUCGGACUAACUUCUUCUUUGAUUUUGGGUCCACUGAAGUACGUAAGGAUGCCUAUCGUGCUAUUGUUCAAGCACAACCUCCUCAUUUGGGCAACAUUUAUUUGGCAACACAGAGGCCUGACCAACUAUUUAAGAGGAGCCAGCUUAUGGAGAAGUGGGCUCGGUGGGAGAUUAGUAAUUUUGAGUAUCUUAUGGAACUGAACACAAUGGCUGGACGCAGUUACAAUGACAUUACGCAGUACCCGGUUUUCCCAUGGAUCUUAGCUGAUUACUCUUCAAAGACAUUAGAUCUUAGUGAUCCUUCCUCGUAUCGAGAUCUCUCAAAGCCUGUUGGUGCAUUAAAUCCAGAAAGGUUGAAGAAGUUCCAAGAGAGAUACUCUGGUUUUGACGAUCCUGUUAUACCCAAGUUCCACUAUGGCUCCCAUUAUUCUACUGCAGGAACUGUAUUAUAUUAUCUUGUUCGAGUGGAACCAUUCACGUCGCUUUCUAUUCAACUUCAAGGCGGAAAAUUUGACCAUGCUGAUCGUAUGUUCUACGAUGUUGGGGCUACAUGGAAUUGUGUUCUUGAAGACAUGAGUGAUGUGAAAGAGUUGGUUCCAGAAUUGUUUUAUCUGCCAGAGAUUCUUACUAACGAGAACCGCAUUGAUUUUGGCACAACUCAACUUGGAGAAAAGAUAGAUUUUGUCAAACUGCCUCCAUGGGCUGCGAAUCCAGUUGAUUUUAUUCAUAAGCAUAAGAUUGCACUUGAGAGUGAAUAUGUAUCUGCACAUCUUCAUGAGUGGAUUGAUCUCAUUUUUGGAUACAAGCAACGAGGAAAAGAAGCUGUUCAAGCUGAUAACACGUUCUUCUACAUCACAUAUGAGGGUGCAGUUGAUAUUGAUAAAAUUACUGACCCUGUACAACAACGUGCUACUCAAGACCAGAUUGCCUAUUUCGGGCAAACUCCAUCCCAGUUGUUAACAAAUCCACACAUGAAGAGGAUGCCAAAAAAAGAGGUUCUGCACCUUGAGAGUAUCUUCUGCAACCCCAAUGAAGUGAGGCCAUAUGCUGUUCCUAACUCAGGUCGUUGCAAUUUACCCGCUUCUUUUGUUCAUGCAUCCCAAGACUCUAUUGUAGUUGUCGAUAUGAAUGCCCCUGCGGCACGUGUGGCAAUGCACAAAUGGCAACCCAAUACUCCCGAUGGCCAGGGAACACCUUUUCUAUUUCAACUUGGAAGGCCUGUGGCAAGUUCCACCGGUAGUGCAUUUAUGCGCAUGUUUAGAGGAUCAGGAGGCUCUGCUUCAGAAGAAUGGCAAUUUCCCCGUGCAUUUGGAUUCGCUGCAUCAGGAAUCCAGAGUUCAGCUGUAGUUGCUGUCACUUGUGACAAAGAAAUUAUUACAGGUGGACAUGCUGAUAAUUCUGUCAAGAUCAUAUCAGCAGAUUUAGCUAAAACCAUUGAGACAGCAAGAGGACAUAGCGCACCUAUAACUUGUCUUCAUCUAUCUCCUGAUAACAACUAUUUGGUUACUGGAUCUCGUGACACAACAGUUUUACUUUGGAAAAUACAUAGAUCAUUUCCUUCAGCUUCUCAAAAUUCUUCCAAUUCAUCCAUCAAUACACCAAAAUCUUCCUCAAAUCCUCAAAAAACCAGCAGCAGCUCCAACACUCCUACAGACAAGAGCAGGAAAUGCAGAAUUGAAGGUCCUGUACAUGUUUUACGAGGUCAUCUUGGUGAGAUAAUUUCAUGUUCCGUCAGUUCCGAACUCGGUAUCAUCGCUUCAUGUUCUCUCGCUAGUUGCAUUCUCUUGCAUUCAUUGCGAAGAGGUCGUCUGAUUCGGAAGCUAUUAGUCAAGGCGGAUUCGGUCUGCCUCUCAUCUCAGGGACUCAUAAUCACCUAUAGCAAGCCGGAUCGGAUGAUACGCACCUUCACGAUUAAUGGGAUUUUUGUCGAUUCAGCAGUUAUUUCGCCUUUUCCUUUCCCGGGAAUUAUCAGUUGUAUUGCGGUCUCUGCUGAUGGAGAAUAUGCUCUCAUCGGGACUUCUUCCAGUGCUAAUCAGCAAAACUACCAACUUUAUUCUCAAGCCGGUCAUUCAUCAUCAAUGGAGAAACCCAAAAAUAGAAUAGCAAUUCAUGUACCUUCAAUAUGCUUCCUGAAUUUGCAUACUCUGGAGGUCUUUCAUACGCUGAAGCUUGCUGAAGGUCAAGAUGUCACUGCAAUCUCUCUUAAUCAGGACAACACUAAUCUACUUGUUUCAACAGCAGAUAAGCAGUUGAUAGUCUUCACUGACCCAGCUUUGAGUUUGAAGGUGGUGGAUCAGAUGCUAAAGCUUGGUUGGGAAGGCAGUGGGCUUACACCACUUAUGAAAUAGUACUCUCUUAUGCCUUCAAUGAAGUUUUAUGCCUCACCUUGAUCAUCUGAUUGGAAUUCAAUGAACUUUUAUUUAUGAAGAAGAAAUUUUGUAGUUUUGCAUGUAAAGGUUACAAUAUCAAUAUCAGAACCAGAUGCAAUGAUGAAGUUUCUCUCGAUCUCCAGGCUUCUGGGAUGCAUUUUUUCCAUCUCGUUUGAGUAGGGGAUGAGGUAUUCUAAGAGCUGGAUUGGAAAGUACCAAAAGAAAGAAAAUUUGGAGUAAAAGGAGGGUUGUACAUGUAAAACAACAUAUUUUUUUUUGGCUGAGCUGAUUUUAUGAAUAGGAAAAGGCUAGAGUAGGAAAAAGGAAUGAGGCUAGCCAUUGAUUCAUGUGAGCAGUCUUUACGGUGUAAGAAUGCUAUUCUUUGUUUAAACUUGAGAAAAAUUCUU
This is a messenger RNA of Phalaenopsis equestris, 9613 nucleotides long. Its product is annotated as BEACH domain-containing protein C1-like. The record is from RefSeq and is a predicted model, not a curated record. NCBI's taxonomy places the organism in Eukaryota, Viridiplantae, Streptophyta, Magnoliopsida, Asparagales, Orchidaceae. Gene Ontology annotation, molecular function: protein binding. Bases 27 to 9185 code for a protein of 3052 amino acids. The transcript has 31 exons.